Pelodiscus sinensis (Chinese soft-shelled turtle) is the source of this 508-nucleotide messenger RNA. The record is from RefSeq and is a predicted model, not a curated record. Lineage: Eukaryota; Metazoa; Chordata; Testudines; Trionychidae.
UUUUUCUGUCUCCUGCCCAAUGGUGCUGCAGGGAAGUGCCGCGGGCUUCGUACGGCCAGAAAGCUUCGCAGCCACCGUCGUGAUCAGAAAUGGCACGACAAGCAAUACAAGAAGGCGCAUUUGGGCACUGCCCUGAAAGCCAACCCCUUUGGAGGAGCGUCUCAUGCCAAGGGCAUUGUUCUAGAAAAAGUUGGUGUAGAGGCCAAACAGCCCAAUUCUGCCAUCAGGAAAUGUGUCAGAGUGCAGUUGAUCAAGAACGGCAAGAAGAUAACAGCUUUUGUUCCUAAUGAUGGUUGCUUGAACUUCAUUGAGGAAAAUGAUGAAGUUCUGGUUGCUGGCUUUGGUCGGAAAGGUCACGCUGUUGGUGACAUUCCUGGUGUUCGCUUCAAGGUUGUCAAAGUAGCCAAUGUUUCCCUCUUAGCCUUGUACAAAGGCAAGAAAGAGAGACCACGAUCAUAAAUUUGUGAUGCCACCUGAAUUACUAAUAAACUUCAGUUUGAUAAAUGUU